Molecule: messenger RNA, 1362 nt
Organism: Penicillium cosmopolitanum
Lineage: Eukaryota; Fungi; Ascomycota; Eurotiomycetes; Eurotiales; Aspergillaceae
Product: cytochrome P450
Exons: 4
Coding region: 1-1362 (453 amino acids)
Molecular function (GO): iron ion binding; monooxygenase activity; heme binding
Source: RefSeq, a predicted model, not a curated record
AUGUUUCAGAAGUAUGGCCCCGUCGUCCGGAUUAGUCCUGACGAGCUCGCCUUUGGUACUGCGCGGUCUAUUCAUGAUAUCUACGGCCAAAGACCAGGCGGCUGUUUUGAAAAGGACCCGUCCCAUUACUUCACGCCGCCGAAUGGCGCACACCAUAUCGUGAGCACACCCGACCAUAGUGUGCACGCUCGGCAAAGACGCCUUCUUGCGCCUGCAUUUACGGAAAGAGCGCUUCGAGACCAGGAAUGUCUUAUUCAGGGCUAUGUUGAUACCCUUAUCUGCAUGUUGCGGGAAAAGGUCGAUGUAGAGGGCGAAACCUCAUCGCAGCAACGCCCCGUCGAUCUCCGGGACUGGAUAAACUACACGACCUUUGAUAUCACGGGAGACCUGAUGUUUGGCGAGUCAUUUGAUUGUCUGAAGGAUACUCGGCUGCAUCCGUGGAUCGAUCUACUCGCCAACUCAAUCAAGGCUCUUUCUGUCGUCGGAAUUGCGGCGCAGUUCCCCUCCCUCAAGACAAUUCUGGAUGCAUUGACUCCGUCGAAGUACACAAAGCAGGCGGAAGAUCACUUCAAUCUGACUGCCGAGAAAGUGGAUCGUCGGUUGGAAGCUAACAUCUCGAGACCCGAUUUCAUUUCUGCUAUUCUAAAGAAUGGCCUGAGCGAGAAGAAGGGCCAGUACUGUGAUGGGGAGAAAAUCAUGAGUCGAGCGGAAAUUCACUCGAAUGCAUUCAUUCUCAUCAUCGCAGGCAGCGAGACCUCGGCUACAUGCGUGACCGGUUGCAUCUAUUAUCUAUGCAUGAAUCCACAGACUCUGGCCAGGCUCGUCAACGAGAUUCGCUCUUCCUUCGAGAAUGAGACAGAGAUGACAUUCCGGACCAUCGCCACACUGAAGUAUCUCUCUGCCGUCAUUGAAGAGGGACUACGUAUGUACCCACCUCUGGUAACGAGCCUAUGUCGCCUUGUUCCAAAGGGCGGGGCGCUUGUUGAUGGCCAUUAUGUGCCAGAAGGAACCAAGGUCGCAUUCCACCACUAUGCAUCGUACUGGUCAUCUUCGAAUUUUGCCUUACCCGACGAAUUCAUCCCAGACCGCUGGCUCGGAAGCGACGCCCGUUUCAACGGGGAUAGCAAAGAUGUUUUGCAGCCAUUCAGCUACGGACCACGCGCGUGCAUUGGCAAAAGCCUCGCUUAUGCACAAAUCAGACUCAUUCUCUGCAAGUUACUGUGGCACUUCGAUAUCAAACUGUGCCCCGAAAUCGAGCAGGGAAACUGGACCGAUCAGGGGGUUUGGUUUUUCUGGUCCAAGCCGCCUCUCAUGGCGACUUUGCACGAUCGCUUUGCUGAAGAGAGUCUCUCUUCUGAGUGA